ACCAUGCAAGCAGCUCGAUGCCCAACAGAUGAGCUGUCUUUGACUAACUGUGCUGUUGUCAGCGAGAAGGAUCUGCAGUCAGGACAACAUGUUACUGUUAAGACCACACCGAACCACAAAUAUGUGUUUACUGUCAAGACUCACCACACAGUAGCUGCUGGGACCAUUGCCUUCAGCCUGCCACAGCGGAAAUGGGCUGGUCUCUCCAUUGGCCAAGAAAUAGAAGUGUCCAACUAUAACUUUGACAAGUCCAAGCAGUGCAUCGGUGCCAUGACAAUCGAAAUCGACUUCCUGCAGAAGAAAAGCACAGACUCUUCUCCCUAUGACUCUGACAAGAUGGCAGCUGAAUUCAUCCAGCAGUUCAACAACCAGGCAUUCUCUGUAACCCAGCAGUUGGUGUUCAGUUUUUGUGACAAGCUGUUUGGGUUGGUGGUGAAGGACAUGGAUGCCAUGGAUGCCAGCAUCCUCAAAGGAGAACCAGCCUCUGGAAAGAAGCAGCAAAAGAUUGAUGUUGGUCUUAUGGUUGGCAACAGCCAAGUCAUUUUUGAGAAGGCAGAGAACUCUUCUCUCACCCUUGUUGGUAAGGCAAAGACAAAGGAGGCGCGGCAGACGAUCAUCAACCCAGACUGGAAUUUUGAGAAGAUGGGAAUUGGAGGUCUGGACAAGGAAUUCUCUGACAUUUUUCGGAGAGCAUUUGCCUCUCGAGUUUUUCCCCCAGACAUAGUGGAGCAAAUGGGCUGUAAGCACGUGAAAGGGAUCCUGCUGUUUGGACCACCUGGAUGUGGGAAAACACUGAUGGCUCGGCAGAUUGGCAAGAUGCUCAAUGCUCGAGAGCCAAAGGUUGUAAAUGGCCCAGAGAUCCUUAACAAGUAUGUGGGAGAAUCUGAAGCCAACAUCCGCAAACUGUUUGCAGAGGCAGAAGAGGAACAGAAAAGGCUGGGGGCGAACAGUGGUCUUCACAUCAUUAUCUUUGAUGAGCUAGAUGCUAUCUGCAAACAGAGAGGCACAGGCGCCAGCAGCACAGGUGUGCAUGACACUGUGGUCAACCAGCUUCUGUCUAAGAUUGAUGGCGUGGAGCAGCUUAACAACAUCCUGGUUAUUGGUGAGCCUCAUGACACUAAAUACUCUGCUUUAUAGUUCUCACAUCUAUUUCAAUAAAUCUCAUCCAUCUCACCUAAGUAGGUCAGUGCUUUUCUUUUGCAAGAAAGUUACAAAAGUUUGGGGAAUAUUUUUUUUAUUAUUUUUAUAAAGAACCAUCUCAUUACAUUCUCAAUACUUCAGAGUUAAAAAAAUCUCCAUGACUGAGACUUGGAUUACACUAAAAGGUUUACUAAUUACUUAAGCAUUUCUGCAAACUUUUGAUUGUGGU
Oryzias melastigma (Indian medaka) is the source of this 1369-nucleotide messenger RNA. Its product is annotated as vesicle-fusing ATPase. Gene Ontology annotation, cellular component: Golgi stack. Gene Ontology annotation, biological process: Golgi to plasma membrane protein transport; SNARE complex disassembly; intra-Golgi vesicle-mediated transport. NCBI's taxonomy places the organism in Eukaryota, Metazoa, Chordata, Actinopteri, Beloniformes, Adrianichthyidae. The record is from RefSeq and is a predicted model, not a curated record. Gene Ontology annotation, molecular function: ATP binding; ATP hydrolysis activity.